Molecule: messenger RNA, 1720 nt
Organism: Oryza brachyantha (malo sina)
Lineage: Eukaryota; Viridiplantae; Streptophyta; Magnoliopsida; Poales; Poaceae
Exons: 1
Coding region: 73-1335 (420 amino acids)
Source: RefSeq, a predicted model, not a curated record
AGCACAGCGGCCGAGCGGCCGAGCGGCCGGGCUGGAGGUGGGAGACGGCCACCACCUCACCAUCGAUCGGCCAUGUCCGGCGGCGACGAGUCGAGCGUGUACCGCGGGGAGUCGCGGCAGCAGCGCCGGCGGCGGGAGCGGGAGCGGGAGCGGGCUGAGGCGAUCGAGCGCGUCAACCGGGUGCCGCUGGCCGACGUGGUCAGGGAGAACGCGCUCGUGCACCUCCCGCCGGCCGCGGCCACGCGCCUCCGCCUCGUGCACCCGUCGUGGGGGCGCCGCGUGUCGUCCCCGCUCUUCGCCGUCGCUCACGCGGCCGCCCCGCGGAGGAUCUCGGGGGUGUUCGUCCCGGAGGCGGGGUUCCUCCCCUUCGACGGAGACGACACCGUGCCGUCCCCUUCGCUCUCGUUCGUGCCCGCCUCGUCGGAACUCGUCGUGCUGUCCUCGUCACGCGGGGUCGCCUGCUGCUUCUCCCCCGUCGACGACGCGUACGCCGUGUGCAACCCGGCCACGGCGUCGUGGACGGCCGUCCCGACCCCGCCGCACCGGUCAUGGCCGCGUCCCGCGAUCGUCGUGAUCUUCGACACGAGCGCUUACAACUUCCGCGGCGACUUCACGCUCGUCUGCCCCUUCGAGCCAGCGCCGGAGUCCAGCGUCUACUGCUUCCAGGUGUUCACGUCCGGGACCGGCACGUGGUGGGUCACCGACGCGAUGACACCAGCCGAAGGGCUCGUCGCCGCGUCGGGCGUGGCGGCCGGCGGCACGGCGUGGUGGCGGACGAGCAUCGGCACGGCGGUGGGGUACAACCCUGUCACGAGGCGCGUCGAGCUCGUGACGUGCCCCGGCGACAGUGGCCAGUGGGAGAUCGGGUCCGCCGCGGGCAGGCUCCACUGCACCGUCGUCGACGGCGACGACGUGGUGGUGUUCCGGCUUCAGGAGCACGGAAUCUGGGAGGAGGCCACGAGGGUGGGCGUCGCGGAGAUACUGCGACCGCCUCAGCCGGAGCCAGCGAGGUUGACGAUCACCUCCGCAGAGCUCGUGUCGUCCCAGCAUCUCUCGCGCGCCGUUGCCGCCGCGCCGGAGGACGGAGUGCAGCUGCUGGGUUUCCAGGGCGCGGAGGUGGAGGUGGUGGUGCUGGCCGGGAGGCGGCUGGUGGCGUUCGACACAGGGACGCGGCGGCGGCGUGAGGUCGCCGUGCCAGACGAUGUGGACGCGGCAUGGAACGGCGCAGAGUACGCCGCGCACACGAACACCCUCGCGCUGGUCGCGCCCGCCAUUCUCGCGGCUGAGCCGCCGCUCGCGGAGCCGCCGGCUGAUGAGGAGGCCACGUCAUCUUAGCGAAUCCUACGGCGGCUCGCACUCAGGAGAUCGAUUAUUUCGUCUUGAGGAUAAUCUUAAGUUUUUAAUCGUGAAAUUUCGUUUGAGAAAUUCAACUUGCAAGUUGAAAUGGGUGUGUAGAUUAGAUAAGUUCUCUCUCUUUUUUCUAUUUUUUUUUUUGCGAGGAUUUCUCUAUUUUCUGGCGAGAUAUCUGCGAGUUGAGCUUGUCAAUGUAGUUUUCUGGUUAAGCAGCUCAACUUGACCUUGAUCUAUGCUUGACAAAAAAAGUAGGGGAAUGAUUAGCUAUGUGUACGAAUACGCAAACAACAUUUUGUUGUGUUGUGAAUGAUCGUUAAUUUGCAUGGUUGCAGUUAGUUCAAACUUGAAAGGGACAAAAUCGAUGUUG